AGAUUCGGAAAUGGCUGUGCGGUCGCAUAUUAACAUUGCCCUUCUGCGCGGCAAUGCAUUUAAUUACACCGUGAGAUAACAAUAAGCAAUUCCUACUUAACAGUUACCACUAUCAGAUUUUCGGGUUCGAGAUUCUGUGUCCGCGUAACUUUCUUUGGAUGAUUCUUUAUUUGCGUUAUCUCUUCGCUGUUGAUCCCAGUUGCCGCUAUACAGAUCAAGCUCUCUCUCCUUACUCUACACUCGGAAACACUGAGAAGAUCUACCAGAUUUCCUAAGAAUUCAGAACUACAAUGGCAGCUCGUGUAAUCACGGUUUCACAGACCGGAAGAGGAGACUAUCGGACGGUGCAGGAAGCAAUUGAUGCCAUCCCACUGGGAAACAACCGUCGGACGGUGAUUCGAGUGUCUCCGGGAAUCUACAAGCAGCCAGUGUACGUACCCAAGACUAAGAAUUUCAUCACCCUUGCUGGUCUGUGCCCAGAGGAUACUGUGCUUACGUGGAAUAAUACCGCCACCAGAAUCGAACACCACCAGGCUGCUCGGGUAAUAGGCACUGGUACUUUUGGCUGUGGUAGUACCAUUGUGGAAGGAGAGGAUUUUAUUGCCGAGAACAUCACGUUCGAGAAUUCCUCCCCUCAGGGUUCAGGGCAAGCAGUGGCAAUCAGAGUGACAGCAGAUCGAUGUGCCUUUUAUAACUGCAGGUUCCUGGGAUGGCAGGACACUCUGUACUUACACUAUGGGAAACAGUACUUGAAAGAUUGUUAUAUUGAAGGAAGCGUGGACUUCAUUUUUGGCAAUAGCACUGCUCUUUUGGAACAUUGCCAUAUUCACUGCAAGUCUGAAGGCUUCAUUACUGCACAGAGCAGAAAAUCUUCUCAUGAAACAACGGGUUAUGUAUUCCUAAGAUGUGUCAUAACGGGUAAUGGAAAUAAUUCAUACGCAUAUCUUGGACGACCAUGGGGACCUUUUGGAAGAGUGAUCUUUGCAUACACUUAUAUGGAUCGAUGUAUAAGGCCUCAUGGCUGGAAUAAUUGGGAUAAAAUUGAGAAUGAGAGAACGGCUUGCUUUUAUGAAUACAGGUGUUAUGGACAUGGUUGCUGCCCAUCCAAUCGAGUAGCAUGGGCUAGAGAAUUGAUAGAUGAAGAGGCAGAGCAGUUCCUUUCACAUCGUUUCAUUGACCCAGAUGCUAAUAGACCUUGGCUUGCCCAAAGAAUGGCCUUGAGGAUUCCAUAUUCUGCUUAGAAAUUAAAAUUAUAGAUGGGACUAUAGUAGGAAGUUCAUAUCAGUUCAUUACAUGUGCGCUUAAAAUUCCCACCGUUUGUGGAAUUUAUAUGCCAAUUAUUAUGUAUGAUGCUGUGGCCACUGAAGAUUAAUA
Molecule: messenger RNA, 1374 nt
Organism: Neltuma alba
Lineage: Eukaryota; Viridiplantae; Streptophyta; Magnoliopsida; Fabales; Fabaceae
Product: pectinesterase 31
Exons: 6
Coding region: 291-1241 (316 amino acids)
Biological process (GO): pectin catabolic process; cell wall modification
Molecular function (GO): pectinesterase activity
Source: RefSeq, a predicted model, not a curated record